AUGGCUAUCAUCGCUUUAAUCGUUGUCGGUGUACUUGUGUUCAAAUUAUCCGUGAACUGGAAUGUAGAUAAUAAAACCAAAUGGCCAAACAUCGGGUCGUAUGAAUGUGUGAACGGCAUAUGUGUCUUGAAGAAAUUCCGAAUAACCGAAAACGACAAGGUUCGUUUAAACGGGUCACUAGGAGCAUGCCAAAUGGUCUGCGGUCAAAGCGGAUCUCUAUGGCCAAUGCCGACAAUAAACACUUCUAUCGGAAGCGCUAAAUAUGAAAACAACAUAGCGUGCAAGCUACCUAAUUUGGAUCCAUUCGAUCCGAUAAUGAUGAGUUUUAUCAAACCAGAGCCUCCAUUGGUGUGUGAUUCAGAAGAAGAUUGGGUUGUUGUAAAGGGCAGUGUUGCACGUAUCACUGAAAAAGCGCGAAAAAAACAUGGCGAUGUUCAGUGCGAGUUUUCUGAUGUUUUGCGAUCCAAUGAAUUCGCUACGUCAACGGGUGUUAUAACAUCUACCCAUACUGAGUAUAAUUUGAAAGCCACAGAUUUUUUUAGAGUACAUUGCAAAUCAGGAAAUGGGAAAACGAGUUGGGAGAGCAGAAUGGCAGGAAUUCGUUUGGAUGACGAUGUUAUGGAACGAACGGGAUGGGAUCAUGUACCCGAAGAUGGCCUACGUUUAAACGUUUUAAUUAUUGGCCUUGAUUCAGUGUCUCAUAUGAUGGUCCAAAGAAAACUUCCAAAGAUUUACGCUAAACUGAAGUCCAUGGGCGCUUAUGUGUUAGAAGGUUAUAAUAUUGUCGGCGACGGAACUCCACAAGCAUUGAUACCUAUACUUACGGGGAAAACUGAAUUAGAACUGCCGGAUACAAGAAAGCGUAUGGAGGAUAAAGCCACCCACGUUAAUGUAUAUCCUUUUGUAUGGAAUCUGUUCAAAAAAUACGGAUAUGUCACAGGUUAUGCUGAAGACGAAGUGGAUGUGGGAGUAUUUACAUAUAGACUCAAAGGAUUUAACGAACAACCCACCGAUCACUACAUGCGAACAUAUUACGUGGAUGCAACGCCUACUUUUAAAAUGCAAAAGCCAUUUUGUUAUGGUUCAACACCUAGACACCAGAUCAUGCUUAAUUAUGUAAAAGACAUGUUUCGGGUGUACGAAGACAAACCGAAAUUUAUGUUCGCGUUCCACGGUGAACUAACUCAUGAUCAUGCUAACAAAGUCGAAGUGGCCGAACAAGAUUUAAUUGAUUGGUUGGAGUGGUUUCAAACGUCUGGUUAUUUAAACAAUACCAUGUUGGUGUUUAUGAGCGAUCACGGGCAAAGAUUUGCGUCUGUGCGUGACACGCAACAAGGUAAACUAGAAGAACGUAUGCCUUUCUUUUCAUUUGUACUGCCAAAGUGGUUUGAUCGCGUUUACCCAAAAAUGGCGGGCAAUAUGCGAAACAAUACUCGGCGGUUGACGUCACCAUUUGAUAUAUACUCUACAUUAAUUAGCGUUUUACACAAGAAUGGACUGCAGGCUAAUGAUCGAAAUAAGCGUUCUAUUUCUCUGUUUGAUGAAAUACCAUUGGGUAGAACGUGCCAAGACGCUGGUAUCGAGCCGCAUUGGUGUGCCUGUCUUAAAUGGAAACCCGUAGAUGUAAAUGAUGAGAUAACCACUAAAGCAGCAGAGUAUUUCAUUAACUUCAUCAAUCGGUAUAAUUCAGAAUUUACAAGCCUAUGUUCCUCCAUUGAGUUGGAGAGGAUUGAAUGGGCAACUAAAAUGGCACCUAACGAGGAUGUAUUGAAGUUUCAUCAAGCUGCAGACACGGAUGGUUUUGUUCCGGACAUGUCAGCCAACACCAAAGUGACUAAAUUUUAUCUUCAACUUAAAGUAAUAACGAAUCCGGGACACGCGGUAUUUGAAUUUUCGUGUCAACACAACAGCGAAACAAAUCAGUUCACUAUUGACGAAAAAGACAUAAGUCGAAUCAACAAGUAUGGGAAUCAACCUUGGUGCAUUUCUCAAACUCAGCCGCAACUUAGUAAAUACUGUUACUGCAAACAGCAGCAAUAG
Molecule: messenger RNA, 2040 nt
Organism: Adelges cooleyi (spruce gall adelgid)
Lineage: Eukaryota; Metazoa; Arthropoda; Insecta; Hemiptera; Adelgidae
Exons: 12
Coding region: 1-2040 (679 amino acids)
Source: RefSeq, a predicted model, not a curated record